Messenger RNA from Stereum hirsutum FP-91666 SS1, 1608 nucleotides. Its product is annotated as NAD-binding Rossmann fold oxidoreductase family protein. The transcript has 4 exons. The record is from RefSeq and is a predicted model, not a curated record. Bases 484 to 1608 code for a protein of 374 amino acids. Lineage: Eukaryota; Fungi; Basidiomycota; Agaricomycetes; Russulales; Stereaceae. Gene Ontology annotation, molecular function: nucleotide binding.
CUUCUUCACGCAUUCAGACACUAAACCAUCUUUUUGGCUUUGGCAGGCUUAAUGUCCUUACUUCGUGGCUCCGAAGAUAACUGACACCGCCAUCAUUUCUAUGCAAGAUCAGCACGGACCGCCGCGCUGCCAGUGGCCAGCUUGUGUUUGCAUCAAGAAGGCCUAAACAUCAUGUUUAGGCGUUUACAAUGACGUGCUGUACACCGGCUGGUCCACCUCGAAGUUAGAAGUAUAGUCGAACCAUAUCACCGAUAAAUUGCACGAUCGUUGCUGCAAGUCGCUCUUCUUUGUAGUCACCUUGUCCGAGUCGCAUUACCAGGUUUGAACGUUUGACAUGCACAAUGUCAACGUGUUUUAAGGAAUCCCUUUAUCGUACAAACUCAACAUCACACCCUCUAUCAUUCUGAGGUUGCGCACACGACUCUUCGUCUUCUCCAGCCACAGUGUCAUCAGUCGCUCGAAUCGUCUCAACAUCUGCACUCCAUGUCUCCCAUCCGUGUCGGUCUUAUUGGUCUGUCCGGCUCGCCACCUGACAAAUAUCAAGGAACUGCUUGGGCUGCCUCAGCACAUCUACCCUACCUUCUCAAAUCCGACACAUACGCUCUCGUUGCUUUGUGUAAUACUUCCGUGGCGUCAGCGAAGAACGCAGUCAAGUUGCAUAACCUACCGGAAUCCACGAAGACAUAUGGCAGCGCUGAGGAACUAGCUGCCGAUCCCGAUAUCGACCUUGUCGUAUCAUGCGUCCGCGUGGACAAACACUAUACAACGACCGUACCCGCUCUUCGCGCCGGAAAAGCAGUCUUCGUUGAAUGGCCACUCGGAGCUAACAUAGAAGAAGCGAAGGAGCUGACCGCCAUAGCGAAGAGGUACAAUACGAGGAACCUCGUGGGAUUACAGGGAAGACUCUCUCCUGUAGUUAUGAGGCUCAAGGGAUUGUUGGAUGGGGGUAGGAUUGGCAAGGUCUUGAGCAGCACCUAUCUGGCCGCUCCGACCAAUGGAGGGGCAACGGAGACGUGGUCCCUUGACUACUUCACGAAUAGAGAGGUAGGCUGUAGUAUACUCACUACUGGUGUCGGCCAUUCUCUGGAGUACAUUGAAUACCUAUUUGGUCCCCUCUUGAACGACUCCUUCCACAGCCUCAUGCUCAACGGACAUCCUAUAGUCGACAUCAUCGCACCCGACGGUUCUAUCGCUGAGAAAGGACGCAAGAAAGACGUUCCCGACCAAAUCAUGUUCCACAGCAAAACCUCGAAGGGUAUCCUUUUCUCGUUCUACCAGCGUGGCGGCCAACCCUUCCCUGGCACACCCGCUUUGGAAUGGCGUAUCCACGGCGAGACUGGCGAAAUUCGGAUCACCUCACCCAUCAUUUUCUUGAACUUUGGACACGUUGACACCAAGAUCGAGCUCUACGAUCAUAAAACGGGAAUGGUGGAAGUUGUGAGGGAGGUGGAAGAUGAGCUGGAGGACUUGCCUAUGACGGCGAGAAAUAUUGGAAGGAUGUAUGAGUUGUUUGCGAAGGGCGAGGAGGGAAUUUAUGAUUUCGAGCAUGCCGUAGGGAGGCAUAGGUUUCUGGAAGAGCUGUUUCGUCAAUAUGACGCUCAAGCAUAA